UGUGCCCUGAUACUGCGAGGGCUUGAUGACACACGCUGUAUCGCCACUUGCCUUGUGCAAAGAGAAGAGAGUCAUGGGGAAGACAGGUGGAAGAGUAGACUUUGAAUGGGUCUACAAUGACCAGCCGCACACUUCAAGAAGAAGAGAAAUUUUGGCUAAAUAUCCAGAGAUCAAGUCCUUGAUGGGUCCAGAUCCCCAGCUAAAGUGGGUGGUAUCUGGAAUGGUCCUAACCCAGCUUCUUGCGUGCUACCUGGUUCGCAACCUGUCUUGGAAGUGGAUCUUCUUUUGGGCCUAUGCCUUUGGAGGUUGCAUUAACCACUCCCUGACUCUGGCGAUUCACGACAUCUCUCACAAUGUGGCCUUUGGCAAUAAGUUGGCGAAGUGGAACCGCUGGUUUGCCAUGUGGGCCAACAUACCCAUCGGGGUGCCUUAUUCUGCCUCCUUCAAAAAAUACCACAUUGACCACCACCGAUAUCUGGGGGGUGAUCAGUUAGACGUUGACAUCCCUACAGAGUUUGAGGGAUGGUUCUUCUGCACCCCAGCCAGGAAGGUACUCUGGCUCUUCCUCCAGCCAUUAUUUUAUGCUCUGCGUCCAUUGGUGGUCAAUCCUAAGCCAGUGGGUCAGAUGGAAAUCCAGAAUGCAAUAGUUCAGCUUACAGCGGAUGCCAUUAUCUUUUAUUUCUGGGGUCUGAAGCCGAUUGUUUACCUCGUUGCUGGAUCCAUCUUGUGCAUGGGUCUGCAUCCCAUCUCUGGACAUUUCAUAGCCGAGCAUUACAUGUUCUUGAAGGGACACGAGACAUAUUCUUACUAUGGACCACUGAACUGGAUCACCUUCAAUGUUGGGUAUCACAUGGAACACCAUGACUUCCCCAGCAUACCUGGCAGUAAACUACCUCAGGUGAAGCAGAUCGCAGCAGAAUAUUACAACUCCCUGCCCCAGCAUACUUCGUGGUCCCGGGUACUAUGGGACUUUGUGUUUGAUGACAGCAUCGGCCCUUAUGCCAGAAUCAAACGGGAGUACAAGCUAAGCAAGCAGGAAUAGAUCUUUUAUUAUAUGUAAACAAAGAAAUAAAUUUCAGUUUAUAAAAAAUGUUAUCUAGUUCAAAUGUUUUUUUUUUUCUGCUUCAUGUAUUGUGAUGCCAUUGAAAUCAAACUUUACAUGUUCAACAUCUAAUCUGACUUGUACUACAUG
Melanotaenia boesemani (Boeseman's rainbowfish) is the source of this 1192-nucleotide messenger RNA. It is a transcript of the gene degs2, whose product is annotated as delta(4)-desaturase, sphingolipid 2. Gene Ontology annotation, molecular function: sphingolipid delta-4 desaturase activity. The record is from RefSeq and is a predicted model, not a curated record. Bases 26 to 1042 code for a protein of 338 amino acids. The transcript has 3 exons. Lineage: Eukaryota; Metazoa; Chordata; Actinopteri; Atheriniformes; Melanotaeniidae. Gene Ontology annotation, biological process: sphinganine metabolic process; ceramide biosynthetic process. Gene Ontology annotation, cellular component: membrane.